Molecule: messenger RNA, 893 nt
Organism: Coffea arabica (coffee)
Lineage: Eukaryota; Viridiplantae; Streptophyta; Magnoliopsida; Gentianales; Rubiaceae
Source: RefSeq, a predicted model, not a curated record
AAAAAUGAAGAACUGCAAGGGCAUUAUGACACGAGAUAUUCAGAGGCUGAAACCAUCCCGGUAGUCUAUCUUUCUUCCGAGAUUGUCUGCAUGUCAGAUUUUUCAAGACCCUAAAGUCGCGGCGGUGGUAGCAGGAAUACAGGAUGGAGUUCGCUCUUCAAAGACACCUAUUCAGCAAUACGACUCAGCGUGUAAUUGAAAACGCAGAAGAAAGUUGCAGACUAGGAGCUGUCAAUGUUUUUUUUUAAAAAAAAUGAUUCUGAGAGCUUUACCUAUCCGUGACUUCAUAGGGAAAAAGGCGUUUCAACAGCAUAAUCAACUAAUAUUAUAUCCUCCGGCAAGCUUAGGACAUGUUUCUCUUCAGGCGAUGCAUAGCACUUCAAUUUUCCAUGGAGUUCCCUCAAGGAACAAGCAACUGAGGAAUGCGCCUAAGCAUCUGACUUGUGCUAUGAGGAGGAGGAGAGCGAACAUUCCAACUGAAACUUACGUGUUAAUGGAACCAGGAGAGGAUGAGGAGUUUGUUUCAGAGGAAGAAUUGAGGAGCAGGCUGAAGGGGUGGCUGGAGAAUUGGCCAGGCAAGUCCCUACCACCCGACCUUGCAAGAUUUGAAACUGCCGAUGAUGCUGUCCAGUUCCUGGUAAAAUCUGUUUGUGAACUCGAAAUUGAUGGAGAUGUGGGUUCAAUUCAAUGGUACGAGGUCCGGUUGGAGUAAGCAGCAGCCUUCCUGAAAUCCUAAUUUCAUAUAGCUUUCCUAUAUUUGAGAUCCAGUGUGUUUAGGAUAUCCGACAUUAUCAAGGUUUUCUUGGGGUCAUUAUCGAACUUCGCAGUUACAUAUUUUUAAUUAAGCUCCAAAUCGACAUAUUUAAAUCGUUCAAAGACCUUUAUCUCAUCCA